AAACUACCUAAAACAGAAAAAGGAAUAAAUUAAUAUUUUUCUAUUUAUCCAAACUGUGUACGGCGGAGCUAAAUGAAAAACAUUUUUUAAAGAGCCAUCGUGGUUGGUUACUAGGGUGAAUUAAAUCAAUUGAAAUUUGCCUUCAAGGUCAGGCUGUUGUAAAUAGUCAUUAAAUAUCUAACAAAAUAGUUAAUAUCAUAUAUGAUUAUCAUAUAAAAAUGAACGACAGUGAAAUUGAUAUCUUGAAAGCUGAAUUGGAACAUGAAAAAGUGUGCAGAGAAACAGCAGCCUGGCAAAAUGGAGAGCUGGAGAAACAGAUCGUCAAUGUGCAAGAAGAACUGCGGCAGAGUGACUUCUCCUGGGACUUUGAUGAUGACCUGCAGAAGGAGAGCAACCGACACAAGACCCUUCUGGAUGCCAUUGAAACUCUACGGGAACAACUGCCCGCCCUUAAAAACAAGAUCAAGAAUGCAAAAAUUUGUGGACCUGAUUGUAAGCUGAAACACGACGAUUUGAACAUUAAUUUGGACAUAUUGACUCCAGCGGAGUUAUUGCGUACUGUGAAGAGAUUUGAGCGACUCAAAACAGAUUUGAUCAGUACUCUUCGCAGCAAAGAGUGGCGAUUGGAUUCCGAAUCAAAGUUGUUCGUGAGAGUGAACGACCAGAGAACGUACUUGCAGAAUGAGCUGAUGAUUUGCCAAAAUAACAUCAUGCGGCUGCAGAGAAAUGGAUCAUAUUGGCAAAACUCCAGAAAAAACGACGAGAGAAUUUUGGACCCAAAGCGAGGGCCCAUAAAAAAGGUCUUCGGCAACGAGCGCCUGCCGCCUAUCGCUACUUAACAGAGUUGGAUGUAAAGUACUUUAAUUCUUCAGCGACUAUUUGUUAGAUCAAAAUGGUGGCAAAAAUAACAUAAUUUCUUAUUACGUGAGAAACGGCUGAUAGAAAUCCAAUACCCACUACACUUUCUGGCCCUGUGAAGAGAGUCCAUUUAUUUUCUACCAUUUUGAUCUUCUUAAAAUCGUCGUCUACUUACUGUAUACAUAUCACUCACAUAUCGUAGAAUUUAACGCUCAACAUAAAAUUAGAAAGCUUUCAUAUUUUGAAAUAUUCACAAUGUUGUCGACGGAAACCCAUUGCAAGAUAUCGUUUGCAAUAUAUAUGUAUAUCUCUAGAGAGAAACAAUAUUGCAAACGAGAUGAUAAAUACGAUGUUUUCCAAAAAAGUUCCUUUUUGUUCGUUUUCGUCGUCCGAUCGACGAAAACG
This is a messenger RNA of Plodia interpunctella (Indianmeal moth), 1263 nucleotides long. RefSeq lists its product as uncharacterized. The record is from RefSeq and is a predicted model, not a curated record. The transcript is spliced from 6 exons. Lineage: Eukaryota; Metazoa; Arthropoda; Insecta; Lepidoptera; Pyralidae. The coding region runs from base 219 to 839 and encodes 206 amino acids.